AUGGCUUCUAUCAUACCGUUCAAGAUUUCUAUCUCAGAGGACAAGCUUCAGCGCUUGCAGCAAAAACUAGCAUUAACAGACUUACCCUCCGAAGUCCUCGACCCCACCAACCCCUGGUCUCGCGGCGUCCCUCUUUCAGAAAUCAAGCGACUAGCUUUCUACUGGCAGCAUCAUUUCAACUGGCGAGCAGUUGAAGCAAAGCUCAACGAGCUCCCACAAUACACAGCGAAUAUCGAGGUUGAAGGCUUCGACAAAUAUGAUAUCCAUUUCGUCCACCAGCAAAGCCCAGUCACUGAUGCUAUCCCCCUUCUCUUCCUUCAUGGCUGGCCUUCAAGUUUCCUGGAAGUAAAAGCGAUGCUACCCCUUUUAGUUGACGGAGGAACAGAUGGCCCUGCAUUUCAUGUAGUAGCCCCUAGCUUGAUCGAUUUUGGGUUCUCGUCUGCAAACAAGAAAAAAGCAUUCAAUGUCGAGCAACACGCAGAAGCAUACCAUAAACUGAUGCUGGCUCUGGGAUACAAUGAAUACGUCGUCCAAGCUGGCGAUAUCGGAUAUCUCAUCACCCGUUUCAUGGCCAGUCAGUACGGACCGAAGCACUGCAGAGCAUACCACCUCAGCAACGCAGCACCCGCGGAGCCAACGGCAACAACACAUCCGGAGCUUCACACCAAAAUGCAAACCACUCCUCUCAGCGACAGGGACCUCGCUGGCCUCGCACGCACCCGGGAAUUCUCAACGCACGGAAACGCAUACUAUCUCCUACAAUCCAGCAGACCGCAAACCCUAGCAUACAGUCUCAGCGACAGCCCCGUCGGGCUUUUAGCAUGGAUAUACGAGAAACUCGUCGAGUGGAGUGAUGGGUACCCCUGGAGUGACGAACAGGUCUUGACGUGGGUCAGUCUGUAUUAUUUCUCUGCUGCCGGCCCGGCAGCGUGCUUGAAUCUAUAUUAUGAGAAUGAGCAUCGGGUCCCAAGUGCCUUUGAGAAGGCGAAAGAGUGGAUCGAUGUUCCGCUCGGUGUGGCGCGGUUUGAGAAGGAUUUGAUUCUUCUGCCGCGGGCGUGGAAUGGGACGUUGGGACCUGUGGUGUUGGAGAGUGAGGCUCACAGCGGCGGGCACUUUGCGGCAUGGGAGUGUCCGGAUGCUGUGGUUGGAGACUUGAGAAAGAUGUUUGGGAGGGAUGGGAGAUUGUUUGGAUGUGUGAAGGGGAGGAACGGGUACAAUUGA
Messenger RNA from Talaromyces proteolyticus, 1221 nucleotides. RefSeq names its product Alpha/Beta hydrolase protein. The transcript has 3 exons. Gene Ontology annotation, biological process: epoxide metabolic process. Bases 1 to 1221 code for a protein of 406 amino acids. The record is from RefSeq and is a predicted model, not a curated record. Gene Ontology annotation, molecular function: epoxide hydrolase activity. NCBI's taxonomy places the organism in Eukaryota, Fungi, Ascomycota, Eurotiomycetes, Eurotiales, Trichocomaceae.